This is a messenger RNA of Colletotrichum destructivum, 5678 nucleotides long. Its product is annotated as Putative Acyl transferase domain superfamily, phosphopantetheine binding ACP domain, thiolase. Lineage: Eukaryota; Fungi; Ascomycota; Sordariomycetes; Glomerellales; Glomerellaceae. The transcript has 3 exons. The coding region runs from base 132 to 5540 and encodes 1802 amino acids. The record is from RefSeq and is a predicted model, not a curated record. Gene Ontology annotation, molecular function: 3-oxoacyl-[acyl-carrier-protein] synthase activity; fatty acid synthase activity. Gene Ontology annotation, biological process: fatty acid biosynthetic process; secondary metabolite biosynthetic process.
CUCCAAUCUUUUGCCAGACCACAUCAUCACAUGCUCAUUGUCUUCCACUGUCUUGUAUUUCUUUACUCGUUUUUUACCUAUUACCCAAUCAUUAGUUGCAUAAUCCCCCCCAACCAUCUGAACAUCUGAACAUGCCGGAAAUGGCCGCGUCACCAAAGAAUGCCCCAUCGGCUGCCUUUUUCUGUCCUGUCCCUUUCCUUGUAGACAAGACAUAUCUGACCCAACUGCGCCGGCAAAUCGUUGGCAGCAGUUUCAUGAAGCCUCUGGCCGACGCCAUCCUGCAGACUCUAGACGUGUGGAAGCUGCUGGCGAGCGAUGCCAGGGCGCAGCACGUUGCCGUCGGUUCUCGCGGGGAGGACUUCGCCAAGGCCAUUUCCGAAUGGAUCGCCACGGGCGAGACGGGCGUCGUCGCCAGCCAGCCGUCAUCCAUCAUCAGCUUCCCGCUGCUCAUCAUCACCGGCCUGUGUCAGUGGUGCUCGUUCCUCGAGCUCUCGGGCCAGUCUCACGAGGAGGCCAUCGGGGCGCUGGGAGCCGGCGGCAUCCAGGGCUACUGCGGUGGCAUCUUGAACGCCAUCGCCGUGGCAAGCUCGGGGGACUCGCUCGAGUUCGGCCGGAGGGCUGCAAACAUGUACAGAACCGCCUUCCUGCUGGGCGUUUUCAUGUCAGAAGGCGAAGUCGGCCCACCCGAGGGCGUCCCAGACAUGCUCAUCGUGCGGCUCAAGUAUCCAGGUCAGGAUCUGGAGCUCAUGGAGCAGUUCCCAGGGAUCUACGCCUCGGCAACCACAAAUCCCGUCACCAUUUGCUUCGCGGGGAAAAAGUCCGAGCUGGCUCCGCUGAAGGAGUACGUUGCCGAAAACAAAAUGUUCUCCAUACAGACCUACCCUACCGGCACAGGCCACGAUCCCAGAAACGCAAAGUACUUGGACGGUAUGCUAGCCAUCGUCGCCGAGAACGACUUCUUCCACCUGCCGGCCGUUGAAGCGCUCAAGGUCCCCGUCCAGUCCAACGUGGACGGCGAGCUGCUGCAGCUGGUAAAGACGCCUGCCGAGUUCGCCCGCGACGUCCUGGGGAACGUCCUCUGCGGCCGGUGUGAGUGGUACAAGGUCGUGGGCAAGGUCGCGGCGAGGCUCCGUCAACACGACGACAAGUCGACAACGCACUCCCUCCUGCUUCUCGGAGGCUACGACUGCGUGCCCGCCGAGCCCUUCAACCAGGCCUCGAUCAAGAUUGCAAAGAUCGACGUUGCCCUGACCCUGAGGGAGGUGGCACAGGUGAGAGCCGAGCUGGCCAGCUACAGCGGCGACGAUGCUGUUGCCGUCGUCGGCGCUGCCUGUCGUCUCCCCGGCGCCAGCAACCUCGACGAGCUGUGGAACCUGCUCCAAAGCGGCACCUCGAGGUGUGAGGAACUCCGACCGGAUCGAGUCCCCCUAAGCGCAAGUCAUAGAGCAUCGCUCGAUCCAAAGUUCGCAAACGGGCGGAAGUGGUUCGGAAACUUUGUCGACGGCGUCGACCAGUUCGACAAUGAGCUGUUCGGCAUCAGCCACUCCGAGGCCGCAUGGAUGGAUCCGCAACAGAGGAUCCUCCUCGAACUGACAUACGAGGCCCUCGACUCGUACGGUCACCUCGGCCAUCGCUCGUACAGCCGACAGGCUGCCCAGGACGUCGGCUGCUUCAUUGGCGGAACUCUCAUCGAGUACAACGAACAUACGUCGACCCAUGCCGCAACGGCGUACUCUGCCAUUGGCACCAUGCAGGCCUUCCAGUGCGGACGCAUCAGCCACCACUUUGGCUGGUACGGCCCGUCCGAGACCAUCGACACGGCUUGCUCCAGCUCUCUCGUUGCCAUCAGCAGAGCCGCGGCUUGUGUCCGGGCGGGCGACUGCUCCAUGGCGGUCGCCGGUGGUGCCAACAUCCUCGGAGGCGUCAACUACUACUUGGACCUCGCCAAGGCCCGCUUCCUGAGCCCGACCGGCCAGUGCAAGCCGUUUGAUGCCGCUGCGGACGGAUACUGCCGCGCAGACGGAGCGGGCCUCGUCGUCCUGAAGAAGCUCAAGGACGCCGUCGCCUCUGGUGACCAGAUCCUUGCCGUCAUCCCCGCCGCCGGCACGAACCAGGGCGGGCUCUCCAAGUCCAUCACCCAACCGGACGGCCAAGCCCAGGAGAGACUGUACCGGCGCGUCGUCGGCUCAGCCGGUCUCGACUACAAGGACAUCUCGUACAUUGAAUGUCACGGAACCGGCACGCAAGCUGGCGACCCCAACGAGCUCGGCGCACUGCGGACCGUCUUUGGAGACGCCGGCCGUGAGAAGAAACUCUUCGUGGGCUCCGUCAAGGGCAACAUCGGCCACCCCGAGGCUGCUGCUGGCGUCGCCGGGCUCAUGAAGGUGUUAGCCAUGCUGCGCGAGGGCAAGAUUCCGCCCCAGGGCAGCUUCGAGAACGUCAAUCCUUCCAUCGGCCCUCUGGAGCCCUUCAACAUGGCCAUCCCGGCCGGGACGGUCCAGCCGUGGGACGCACCGGGCAACGUCCGCAGGGCUCUCGUCAACUCGUACGGUGCGGCGGGCUCCAACGCUUCGCUUGUUGUCUGCCAGGCGCCCCGGCAGAUGCCCCAGAGCGCCUGGUGGCUUCGACAGCAUCAGAAGAAGGGGGACGGCAACGCACUCACAAACGACGCGUCCUGGCCUCUGAUUGUCACGGCCGCCACCAAGACCAGUUUGGCUUCCAACUGUCUCGCCCUCGCUGAAAUGCUGCGGUCUGACAAGCCCGACCUGCGUAGACUGUCAUGGACCCUGGGCGAGAAGCGACAGCGUCACCGUUUCCGUGUGGUGCUGCCAGUCACAAGCAACCAAGACCCCGAGGAGGUGGCCGCCGCUCUGGAGAAGGCGGCUCAAGAACCCGCUCCCACACCAUCGCCCAAGUCCAGAAAAGGAGUCGUUCUCGUCUUUGGCGGCCAGUCGCAGCGGACCGUCCACCUACACCCCCAUCUCUACGAGGCAAGCCCCCGGCUGCAACACCAUCUGGCCGAGUGCGACGCCCUCCUCGAGCAACUGGGCUACCCCCCCGUCCUCAAGGACGUUCUCGACCACAGCAAGGUCGACCAGAGCGUGCUGCUCUUGCAGACGGCGACUUUUGCCAUUCAGUACAGUUGUGCCAGGACCUGGGAGGACGCCGGGUUGCAAAUCGACGCCGUCGUCGGCCACAGCUUCGGUGAGCUGACGGCCUUGGCCUUCUCCGGUGCUCUCAGCCUCCGUGACGGAAUCCGGGUCGUGGCCGAACGAGCCAUGCUGAUGCAGACGGCCUGGGGACAAGAGAAGGGCCAGAUGCUGGCUAUACACGCUCCCCUCGAGACCGUACGGGCAAUCACUCAGGCCGUCGACGGCUUGGAGAUCGCCUGUCACAACUCGGCCUCCAGCCAUGUCGUCGUGGGCACCGCUCAGCAGAUUGAGCGGUCCGAGGCCGUGGUCGCCGAGCAGUUCAAACCCGUGCGCUGCCAAAAGGUCGACGUGACACACGGGUUCCACUCCAGGUUCGUCGACGACAUCCUCCCUGGUCUUCAGAAGCUGGACGACUCGCUCGACUUCCAGAAGCCUCGCAUGCGCCUCGAGCUGUGUCUGCCAGCUCGUCACGAAGGCGAGCCACCAAAUGGCCACAUCGGACGACAUGCUCGUAACCCCGUCUUCUUCGAGGACGCCAUCAGCCGCCUCGCACAGGACUUGGGACCCAGCGUCUGGCUGGAGGCCGGGACCGAUUCCCCCAUCAUCCCCAUGGCGAAACGAGUCGUCCCGGACGCCGCGGCGCACUCAUUCUACCCCUUCAAUUUCAAGGCCGCUCGUCAUCCCGAGACAGUCCUCUGCCAGACCACCGUCGGCCUGUGGCGUUCCGGAGUUGAUACGACGUAUUGGCCGUUGAUCGACGCGACGGAUAUCGAGCCGGUUCAUCUUCCGGCGUACCGCUUCUCGCGCAAAUCCUUCUGGACCGAGUACGUCGACCACGCAGCUGAUAUCAAAACGCAACUCGACCAAGCUCUUCAGCAAUUGCCGCCGCCGCAGCAGCAGCAGCAGCAGCAGCUACUACCGUCUGCCGCGAGCAAGUUGGUCUACAUCUCGGAGCCUGGCUCAAAUCGCUUCCACGUCAACGUAAGCAGCGGCCGCUUCCAGCAGCUCGUACGCGGCCAUGCCGUCUGCGACCAACCCAUGUGCCCUGCGUCCAUGUACAUGGAGUGUGUAAGUGCGGCUCUACAGAUCUCCGUAUCUUCUUCUACCGAGAAUCAUUUCUUCCCGGGGCACACCGGCGGCGCGGGCGCGCUCCGCUUCGAGAGCGUGGCCUUCAACCACCCGCUCACCCUGAGUAACGAUCUUCAAGUCUCCGUCAUGCUGAACGUGGACCACGAUAGCGGUGGCCGCUCUUGGACCUUUGUUGUCGAGAGUACCGGCGGAAAGCCAUCCGGCCGAUCUUCGGUUCACGCCCGCGGCCGCGUUUCCAUUGUUCCAUCCCCCAACAUGCACCACAUCAAGGCCCUCAUCGGCGAUCGCAGCACCCAGCUCAAGACGAAUCCCCAUGCUGAGUGCAUCCAGUCCAGGCGAGCGUACACGCUCUUCAGUACCCUGGUAGACUACUCGCACGUGCUCCGCGGCAUCGACAGCGUUGCCCUGCAUGACAACUGGGCUGUUGGAAUCGUCAAGCCUCCGAGGCAGCUCGUCGCUCUCCACGAGACUGAUCGCCAUGUCCUGGGCCUUGCUGACGCCGCCGUCGCCGACAACUUCGUCCAGGUCCUCGGUCUCGCCAUCAACACGAGCGAACAUGUCUCUCCCGGUUCGGCCUACAUCCUCUCGUCCAUUGACAGUUUUACGCUGUCCGCUGGCUGCUGUCUUGUGGACGACAACACUGCAUCGUGGACCGUGACGAGUCACUACAGCGUUGGGGAGAACCCCAAGUCCAUCACGGGCGACAUUUACGUCGCCGACAAGAACGGAGACGUGGUGGCGACCGUCCUUGGAGCAUGCUUCUCGCUCGUGCAUCUGGAUGCCUUGCGCCGCGUCCUCAACGCUGCCGCCGCCGCCGCCGAGCCGGAGCAAAAGCCACCCUCGUAUGCACCCGGGUCCCCGGCGACAUCUUUGGGUUUUGUCGAUAGACCUGUUGCUGCUGCCGCACCGUAUCUGGAGCCUUCCAUCGAGUCCACCGUGAGCCGACAAACUCAAGCAGCGACUGCGCCGUCCCCUGCGUUGGAAGCAGAACCGCAGCCUCCGAAGAACGACGAAGUGCAGCAGCCUGAGUCGCAGACUACCGGUGUCGACGUUGGACUCAAAGUGCGCGACGUCGUCGCCAAGUACACAGGGGCCAUAGCGGGCGAGAUGCCGCUUGAUUCGACAAUGACCGAGUUGGGCAUUGACUCUCUUGCCAUCGUCGAGUUCGCAGAGAAAGUGUUCCACAUUUUCAAGAAGCAGUUCGUUACGGACGAUCUCGGCAACAUGAGUUUGCAGGCCCUUAUUGACGCCUGCUACUCUGCCGGCGCCGCGGUCACGGGCGGGACAUUGUCAAGUUGAUAGAGACUGGAACUAGUGAUAAGUUUGUAAAAUACUAUUAAGAAGGCAGAGACACAGUAGGAUACAGCUUUAUUUUGCAGGUGUAGUACAGCAGUAGAUGUCAGAUCGGUAUGGAUAACUGUAAUAAGUUAAUUGUGC